This is a messenger RNA of Vicia villosa (hairy vetch), 1822 nucleotides long. Its product is annotated as probable glycerol-3-phosphate acyltransferase 2. The coding region runs from base 169 to 1623 and encodes 484 amino acids. Gene Ontology annotation, molecular function: glycerol-3-phosphate 2-O-acyltransferase activity; phosphatase activity. The transcript is spliced from 2 exons. Gene Ontology annotation, biological process: cutin biosynthetic process. The record is from RefSeq and is a predicted model, not a curated record. Gene Ontology annotation, cellular component: membrane. Lineage: Eukaryota; Viridiplantae; Streptophyta; Magnoliopsida; Fabales; Fabaceae.
AAGAUAAUUAAUACUACUAUUUGAGAUAUGACUCACCUAUAAUUGAUUGAGAACAACAGAAACCCAUCUCAUGAAACAAAUUUUCACCUCUUCUAUAAACUUGUACCAAAACAGCAAUAACUAUAACUCCUCACUUUCUUCUGCACACUCAACCACACUUCCACCAAGAUGAAAACCGUUAAUCCACUUGUUCACAAAACAUCCAAACUUGCUAACAAGACCCUAGUUUUUGACUUUGAAGGCACUAUUCUAAGAUCCACUUCACUCUUUUCUUACUUCAUGCUAGUUUCUUUUGAAGCUGGUGGAAUAUUAAGAGCUCUCAUCUUGUUUCUUUCAUACCCUUUGGUAUGGAUAGUUGGUGAGUAUCAACUAGGGUUAAAGAUCAUGGUUUUCUUAACGUUUUUUGGUAUAAGAAAAGACUCGUUCAGAAUUGGAACUGCUGUUCUUCCCAAGUUUUUCUUGGAAGAUGUUGGGUUGGAAGGGUUUGAAGCUGUGAUGUGCUGUGAGAGAAAAGUUGCUUCUAGUAAGUUGCCAAGGGUUAUGGUUCAGGGUUUCUUGAAAGACUAUUUAGGUGUUGAAGCUGUUGUGGCAAGAGAGAUAAAAUCAUGUAAUGGUUACUUUUUGGGAGUGUUUGAGAAACAUAAAACAACUGUUCCUUAUGAUGUUAAAGCACCAACAACAACAAGCAUUGACAAUAGUAUUGGAAUUAUUGGUAGCCAUAUUGAGUAUAUUGACCAGAAACUUUUCCCUCAUUAUAAGAAGGUUUGCUUUAUGCUAAGUUCUGAUGAGAGGAGAAACUGGAGAGAACUACCAAGAAAAUUCUAUCCUAAGCCAUUGAUUUUCCAUGAUGGAAGAUUAGCUUUCAAGCCAACUCUAACAUCUUCAUUCAUCAUGUUCAUGUGGUUACCACUUGGAAUAUUGCUUUCAAUUUUCAGAAUCACAUUUGGUGUUUCACUUCCUUUCAAUGCCUCAGCUCCAAUAUUAGCUUUCUCAGGCACAAGAACCACAGUCUCAAAACCUCAAACCUCAACCGAAACCGAAAUGAAUCGAAAAAACAUGCUUUAUGUGUGCAAUCACAGAACUUUACUUGAUCCACUCUACAUUGCACACACUAUAAACAAACCAUUGUCAGCUGUCACUUAUAGCAUGAGCAGGUUCAACGAGAUGAUUUCUCCGAUUAAGACCACACGGUUAACGCGCGACCGACAUAGAGACAGGAAAUCAAUGGAGAGAAUGCUUAAUGAAGGAAACCUUGUAGUGUGUCCAGAAGGAACAACAUGUAGAGAGCCUUAUUUGUUAAGGUUUAGUCCUUUGUUUGCUGAACUCACUGAUGAUAUUGUUCCUGUUGCUGUUGAUGUUAAGGGUAGUAUGUUUUAUGGAACAACAGCUAGUGGACAAAAAUGUUUGGAUCCGUUUUUCCAUUACUUGAAUCCAAAUCCUGUUUAUUUUGUUAAGAUUCUUGAGAGGAUACCAUCAUCACAAACAUGUCAGGAGGGUGGGAAAUCUGGUGUUGAAGUUGCUAAUUUUGUGCAAAGUGAAAUUGGAAAGAGUUUGGGAUUUUGUUGCACUGAUUUGACUAGGAAAGACAAGUAUAUGACUUUGGCAGGUAAUGAAGGUGUGUAGUAAACAAUCUUUGUCAUCAUAAAUUCCAGUUAUAAUUAGGUACAAGUUAAUUUGUGUGUUGCAUUCUCAUGUCUCUUCCUAAUUCCUAUGUUAGUUUAAAAGAAGUAGUGAAUGUAUAGUGGCAAAAUGUUGUAAUAUUUAUAAGAGUGUUGUAGUUGUUGUGUUGAGAAUUAUUAGCAGUCACUUUUCUCUGUUUAUA